GAAUGACUCCUUCAGUGUAAACAGGUCAGUUGGUUCUUGGUUCUGGAGAAUGUUAUGCCUUCUGUAGAACCUGAAGAAAGCUCAGAACUGUCCCUGCACCAUGAAGCUCUGGGUCUUCCUCACACUAGCACUGCUCUUGCUGGAGCUCCAGAAUGGUGCAAGUCGACAUGUCAAGCGACAGAAAGAUGCUCCUGAGAACCGUCUCAGACCAGGACGAAAGAAGGUCAAGUUGCGCCCUCCGGAUGUCAGAGGAAAAUCUCAAACCAUUCUCACCCAGGUUCUGAACAAGGGCCGGUUCCUACGUCUUGGUGAUACUCUAACCUUAAACCCUGGGAAAACGUUGGAACUAAGAUGUAAAGGAACCAAGAUUGGCUGGGCCUACCCUUCUUACUUGGACACCUUUAAUGACUCUCGCCUCAGCAUUAAGCAGCAUGAGAAGUUUGGUCAGUUGACCCUGACAUCGCCCUCUGCAGCUGACACAGGAGAGUACAGUUGCUGGGUGGUGCUCUGUGAUGGUGAAGAAUGUGAAUCUGAUCGCACCUCUGCCACUUACAUAUACUUUACAGACAAAGAUGAGCUGUUUGUCCCUUCGGCUAUCCACUUUGAGAUUGUGUACCUGAGGCCCGAUAAGUCAGCCACUGUGCCCUGCCGAGUGACGACUCCUAAGGCCACAGUCUCACUGCACAGGGAGGUGCCACCAGAGGAAGUCUUUGCUGAUGGAAGCCUCAUCUCCUACAACCCGACUAAAGGUUUCAUCUUGCAGAAACCCAGUCCAGAGCACGCAGGGGCUUUCUACUGCAAGGCCAACAGCACCACGAAAACCACCCCUCAGGUCUCCACUAAGUACCAGCUGCUCUAUGUUGAAGUACCCAAUGGUCCACCUUUUGCAACUAUUGAGGCCUCUUCAAAUGAAGUGAGUGGAGGGGACAUCUUUAACAUCACCUGCACUGUUCUGGGGGAGCCUGAGGUUGAGGUCAGCUUCAGCUGGAGAUAUCCCGGCCAGGACCAGAGACCCGUCAGUAUUCAGGACUCUUGGAGGUUGAUAAACAGAGGCAUGGGCCACACCACUCGCAUCUCCCAGAGUGUCAUGACUGUGGAUGAUGUGGAGACUAUUGAUUUUGGGAACUACAUAUGCACAGCCAAAAACACCCAUGGAGAGACAUCUGUGGCCACACUUGUGAACUCAUAUGACUAGUUUUUCCUAAACACCCAAGAAAGCAUUAAAUCUAUAACAGACUGCUUUUACACAGACAUCUUACUGCUGAUUUGUAUCGCUGGUACCACUUUACAGGGAUUAUUCAACAUAAGGCUAAGGAAUAAAUGACUUUUUUGAAGGGGAAGCAGAUGUUUUCAUGUUAAGAAAAAAAUAAAGUAAGGUUUUGUAUUGUCCAGA
This is a messenger RNA of Pygocentrus nattereri (red-bellied piranha), 1393 nucleotides long. RefSeq names its product platelet-derived growth factor receptor-like (gene pdgfrl). The transcript has 6 exons. Lineage: Eukaryota; Metazoa; Chordata; Actinopteri; Characiformes; Serrasalmidae. The record is from RefSeq and is a predicted model, not a curated record. The coding region runs from base 101 to 1195 and encodes 364 amino acids.